CUGCCCAAAAAUCCUCCGCACUUCUCCCCAUCUAUCUCAACAGCACGAGUCGUGCUGAACACUAGUCGUGGGUUUCUCUUCCCCAACACCUCUGCCGGCUGGCGGCGGCAGGCGAUUCUCCGCCAUCUCUCCAAUUGCAGAUAUGACACGAAGUAAACUUCAUGUUGUUGAAUGCAAUGAUGAAUACAUGGCGGAGGAACAUAUUGAACAUGAGAAUGCCAUGUGUAAAGAUGCGGAUUCAUCUCAUGUUCAACCAUCAUCUUGUAAUGGCGAAGAAGGCUUGACUGAUAGUGAAGAUGAAGAGGACCAGGAUGACAGUGCUGCUAAUGAACAAGGUAAUUACCUUUUGAUACUCUGCUAGAUAUUCUGAAAAAUUAGAAUCAACAAUUGCACUGCCAUCUUCUACAGAACAGAACAGAACAGAAUGGUAACUUUUUAGUUUUGAUGGUGUGUAGUGUGGCUGUAAGGACCAUGAUCAUCAGAACAACUAAAACUAAACCAUGUACUAUAUGGAAUAAAAGCAUUGCACUUCCCACUAUUUACAUGGCUAGCUACACUAACUAUUGGGCAAAAGGCUUCAGCAAGCAAUAGUACACUGCAUCGUGUCUUUGCACUGUCGUAAGAUUCACUUCUUUUAUAUUAGUGCUGAUUUUUCCAUUGUGUUAUCAAUUUAAUGCUCUGUAAACUAGUGAAUAACACUAUCAGUUGUUCCUCAAGACUACAUACCAAAAGAUUGUUCACACAGUUGUUUAUGUGUGAUUAACUACAAGUGUUUUGGUAAUCUAUCCAUGAUCAUAUGAAAAUGGAGAAACAACCAAGCGUGGCAGGACAAGGCUAAAAGAAAUAUGGAAUCUUCCAAAAGGGCAGAGAAUUGUGGUCCAGUGCAAUGAACUAAACCAGCCAAUUGGAAAAGAAGCUGGACGUCUUGCGAAUUUUCUUGGCACGGUUGCUAGGAAUGGAAAAAUGUGUAGUUUGAGCUACAAGGACUGGAGAAAACUAAUAGGAGAGAGAAAAAAAAGACCAAUGAACAAAGAAACAAAAGGGAUAUACUAGCGCAAGUAAAGAUGAGGUUUCUUUACCCUUCUCGCUUGGAAAAGUAUAUAUUAAAAAAAAUUGGAGAUAGAUGGAGGGAACAUAAGUCAGAUCUGAAAGCAUUGUAUUUUGAUGCAAACAAGAACAUGGAAGCGAAUAACACCAAUGUUCCAAAGGGUGUGAUUAAGGAUCAGUGGAUUACUCUGGUCAGUAAUUGGAUGACCCCAAAGGCACAGGGGAUAAGUGAGACAAAUAGGAACAAUUGUGCGAUGAGGAAGUCGAAACACACAGCUGGAACUAAGAGUUUUCCACGAGUUAGAGAAGAGCUGAGACUAAAGGAUCCGGAAAAGAAGUACCCACACAGGGCUGUCUUAUACAUGCAUACACAUAAGCACAAAAGCGAUAAGAAAAUGAAUGAACAAGUGGUUGAUUUGAAGAAACGUAUAGCGGCGAAUCCAAAUUUAGUAGAUACUAGUAGAGGAAAGACAACAUGGAAAGGAGAUGUUUUGAAUGCAGUACUUGGCCCAGACAAGCCUGGACAUGUACAUGGCCUCGGACUAGUUCCGAAUCCAAAUCAAGUCUUUGAUGUGUCAACUUCACGCCACUUUCAGAAUAUACACCUUAGUUCAUUGGAGGAUACACCGAAUGAAGAUCUUUUGGCUGUCAGACUUAAGAUGGAGAAGUUGGAGAAAAGAGUGGAAAACCAAGAUGCCGAAAUUCUGGAACUAAAAGGGAAGACAAAAAACUCUGAAGGACAGUUACAGGGUUCUUUGGAUCAGAUAUCUAAAUCUCGAGAUGUUCCUUCCAUUGCUAAGACAAGUUCAAAGAGAAAAAGAAUUUAUGGCGACGGUCAUAGUCAACAACUUGGUACUGUUGGGCAGCAGAAUAAUGUGAAGAGCAAGGGAACAUUUCUCGAUGACAGGGAGAUGCAACCAUCAUACAAACGUCCUGCUGUGGAUAAGAACAAUGAGUCUUUCAUCCACGGUGAAAAUGUGCAACAAGAGAAGGAAAACACUAGUGCAGAUAAGGGUUCUUUGGGUGAGGAGUCUACAUCUCAAGAUGCUCUUUGUGUUGGCAAGACAAAUUCAAAACAAAAAAGAGUAUAUAGCGAUAGUCGUAGUCAACAACUUGGCACCGUUGGGCGGCAAAAUAAUGUGAUGAGCAAGCAAAACUCUCUCUAUGACGUGGAGAUGCAACCAUCAAACAAACGUCCUUCUAAGGAUAAGAACAAAGAUACUUCUAUCCAUGAUGAACAUGUGCAACAAGAGAAAGAAAACACUAGUGCAGAUAAGCUUCGUUGCCAGAACACUAGUAAGAUCUCAAGAGGAGCUAAUGCAACAAAGCAUGCCAAUAAACAACAAUGCAAUACAACAAAUUGCCUGGGUGCCGACUCGAUAGAUGUUGGCACUGUAGUAUUUCUGAAGAGCUUGGGAAAUCCAAACAGGAAUGUUGCUCUUGGUACGCUCCAAAGCAUUGAACCAGAAUAUAAAGUUGAGGGUGUUCAUCUUGGUAACCAAUUUUGGGCAGUGCGAGUUGAUGCUACAUUAGCAAAAUCUGAUCAGUUGAUACGGCCACUAAAAAAGGUCAACAUUAUUGGUCAUGCAGCAGGAUUAAUUAUCGCAUGGCCUUCAACCUUUAUCGCUAAGAUAAAUUGAUGAUGUAUGGCCCAGAUGUUGAUUGCAAGGUGGACAAUGGGGCUGCUAUUUGUUAGUCUUGUGUAGUGUUUUAGGAUGUCAUUUCUAGUGUCAAUGUUUCAAACAUUAUGUUUUAGAGUGGUUGCGGCGUUGAUUCAAACAUCCAGACUUAGGCUACUAUGUAGUAUCACUUAUUGUAACCUUGGGAUCAUGUUAUUUGUAAUGCAACAAAGUCAAUUUAAUAUAUGAGACCUUUAUGUUUAUUA
Messenger RNA from Triticum urartu, 2932 nucleotides. RefSeq lists its product as uncharacterized. Lineage: Eukaryota; Viridiplantae; Streptophyta; Magnoliopsida; Poales; Poaceae. The record is from RefSeq and is a predicted model, not a curated record.